Messenger RNA from Phoenix dactylifera (date palm), 1821 nucleotides. Its product is annotated as 4-hydroxy-3-methylbut-2-enyl diphosphate reductase, chloroplastic-like. Gene Ontology annotation, biological process: dimethylallyl diphosphate biosynthetic process; isopentenyl diphosphate biosynthetic process, methylerythritol phosphate pathway. The record is from RefSeq and is a predicted model, not a curated record. Lineage: Eukaryota; Viridiplantae; Streptophyta; Magnoliopsida; Arecales; Arecaceae. Gene Ontology annotation, molecular function: 4-hydroxy-3-methylbut-2-enyl diphosphate reductase activity; metal ion binding.
AAAAAUAAUAAAUAGAGGACGAACCUGAACCGAGAAUAGGCCCGCCGCCAACUCCCGUCGCUCUCCAGCAACGACGCCUCCAAAGAUCGUGGUGCUUCUAUCCUCCUCCAAUGGCGAUCUCCACGCAACUGGGUCUCUUCGCCUCCAAUCUCUUCAUCCCCCGAAGCAACCCCGCCGGAAUCCGGCCUCGAACCGGCGGAAGUGCGCUGGUCUCCGUCCGCUGCGGCGGCCUGCGCGCCGUCAGCAACGAUGAGAGCACCAUCGCCCUCGAGCCGGACUUCGACACGAAGGAGUUCCGCCAUAACCUCACCCGCAGCGAGAACUACAACCGCCGCGGCUUUGGCCACAAGAAGGCGACCCUCGAGCUCAUGAACCGCGAGUACACCAGCGAUGUCAUCAAGACGCUGAAGGAGAACAACAACGAGUACACGUGGGGCGACGUGACGGUGAAGCUGGCGGAGGCCCACGGAUUCUGCUGGGGGGUGGAACGGGCAGUGCAGAUCGCGUACGAGGCCAGGAAGCAGUUUCCCGAAGAGAGAAUGUGGUUCACCAACGACAUUGUCCACAACCCGACGAUCUGUAAGAGGCUGGAAGAGAUGGAAGUCCACAAUAUACCUGUCGAGAGUGGGAGGAAAAACUUAGAUGUUAUUGAUCAGGGUGAUCUUGUUAUUUUGCCUGCAUUUGGAGCUGCUGUGGAUGAGAUGUAUACCUUGAGUCAGAAGAAAAUACAAAUUGUUGAUACAACUUGUCCGUGGGUGUCAAAGGUCUGGAAUACUGUUGAGAAGCACAAGAAGGGGGAUUAUACGUCAAUUAUUCAUGGUGUAUAUAAUCAUGAAGAGACUAUUGCCACUGCUUCUUUUGCAGCGAAGUAUGUUAUUGUGCAAAACAUAACUGAGGCGACCUACGUUUGUGAUUACAUUCUUGGUGGUCAACUUGAUGGGUCUUGCUCAACCAAAGAGGACUUCCUCCAGAAAUUUAAACAUGCUAUUUCUCUGGGAUUUGAUCCUGAUGUUGAUUUAGUGAAAAUGGGCAUUGCCAAUCAAACUACAAUGCUCAAAGGUGAAACUGAAGAGAUUGGUAAAUUGGUUGAGAGGACUAUGAUGCGUAAAUAUGGAGUAGAAAAUAUUAAUGAGCAUUUCAUUAGCUUCAAUACAAUUUGUGAUGCCACUCAGGCAAGACAAGACGCAAUGUACAAGCUGGUCAAUGAGAAACUUGAUCUCAUCCUGGUGGUUGGUGGAUGGAAUUCCAGCAAUACCUCACAUCUACAAGAGAUUGCUGUGCUCCAGGGGAUUCCAUCUUAUUGGAUUGAUGAUGAGCAAAGAAUUGGACCUGGAAACAGAAUAAGUUACAAGCUAAAUCAUGGGGAGCUUGUUGAGAAAGAAAGCUGGCUACCUCUGGGUCCCAUCACAGUUGGAGUAACCUCAGGUGCAUCAACACCAGAUAAGGUCAUCGAGGAAGUCCUUAUUAAGGUAUUUGAAAUCAAACGACAGGAUGCCUUGCGGUCGGCAUGGUUUGAGGGAGGAGCUGGAGCUCUGCAGGAUUUGGGAAGCUAGCCGAAGCAAAUGGUGGCACCUGUGUGACAUCCUAGAUGGAAUGCCGCGGUAGCACCAGACUAGCAUUCAAGUCUUUUACUUUUUGCUGAAUAUGUAUUUGGUCUAUAUUGUACAGAUCAAGGUAUUCACAGCGAUCAAUUUAUACAAGCUGCACUGACCUUUCACAGAAUUGGAUAAGGUAACCGAGCAAAUGUUAAGAUACAUUUCACCAAUACCUUCUCAUCUGAGUAAUGUCCGCUGCAUACGAUGAUCUGGAAUAUUUUGAUCA